Molecule: messenger RNA, 654 nt
Organism: Passer domesticus (house sparrow)
Lineage: Eukaryota; Metazoa; Chordata; Aves; Passeriformes; Passeridae
Gene: RPL11
Product: ribosomal protein L11
Exons: 6
Coding region: 69-605 (178 amino acids)
Biological process (GO): translation
Cellular component (GO): cytosolic large ribosomal subunit; ribosome
Molecular function (GO): RNA binding; structural constituent of ribosome
Source: RefSeq, a predicted model, not a curated record
GCCGCCGCCGCGCGCGCUCCCACAAUUCCCCGCGGCCGCGCCCCGCCCGCCUCUUCCCCGCCUCCAUCAUGGCGCAGGAGCAGGGUGAGAAGGAGAACCCGAUGCGGGAGCUGCGCAUCCGCAAGCUCUGCCUCAACAUCUGCGUCGGCGAGAGCGGGGAUCGGCUCACCCGCGCCGCCAAGGUGCUGGAGCAGCUCACGGGCCAGACGCCCGUGUUCUCCAAGGCCCGGUACACGGUGAGGUCCUUCGGGAUCAGGAGGAACGAGAAGAUCGCCGUUCACUGCACGGUUCGCGGGGCCAAGGCCGAGGAGAUCCUGGAGAAGGGGCUCAAGGUGCGAGAAUACGAGUUGAGGAAAAACAACUUCUCAGACACGGGCAACUUUGGCUUUGGAAUCCAGGAACACAUCGAUCUGGGCAUUAAAUACGAUCCCAGCAUUGGGAUCUACGGCCUGGAUUUCUACGUGGUGCUGGGCAGGCCGGGUUUCAGCAUUGCUGACAAGAAGCGCAGGACUGGCAACAUCGGGGCCAAGCACAGGAUCGGCAAGGAGGAAGCCAUGCGCUGGUUCCAGCAGAAGUAUGAUGGCAUCAUCCUUCCCGGUAAAUGAGCAGUUCCUGUUACUUCCAGAGAAGUAAAUAAAUUUUUCUAACCCCUAA